Messenger RNA from Varanus komodoensis (Komodo dragon), 3650 nucleotides. RefSeq names its product adenylate kinase 1 (gene AK1). Lineage: Eukaryota; Metazoa; Chordata; Lepidosauria; Squamata; Varanidae. The record is from RefSeq and is a predicted model, not a curated record. Gene Ontology annotation, molecular function: ATP binding; AMP kinase activity; nucleoside diphosphate kinase activity. The transcript is spliced from 14 exons. Gene Ontology annotation, biological process: ATP metabolic process; nucleoside triphosphate biosynthetic process. Bases 10 to 1686 code for a protein of 558 amino acids. Gene Ontology annotation, cellular component: cytoplasm; cytosol.
CGGCCCGCCAUGAGCGCUCCGCCCGACGCCCGCGACUACGUCUCCGGCCGGGGGAUCCCGCGGCUGUUCGAGAGCAUGCUGACUGGCCUGAUGUACCACCGCCCCGAGGACCCGGUCGCUUACCUGGAGCACUGCUUGCAGAAAGUCCGGGAGCUGGGCGGCCCCGAGAUGGUGCAGUGGGACACGUUCGUCAGUCCGGAGAAGCAGGCCGUACAACCUGUCGGCAACGGGCAGGGCAGGAAACCCGCUUUCUACACAGACACGGCCCCGUGCAGCCAAUUCGGCCCCCUGCCCGCCGUCAAGACUCAGUUCUCCAUCGAAAGUGAUUCGGACAUGACCGAAUCGACGGGGCUGAUCCAAGAGUAUGAUGUCUUUGGCCCGGCCCGGCCCCGGCCGAAGAUCAUUUUCGUGAUCGGGGGGCCCGGUAGCGGGAAAGGGACCCAGAGCAGAAGGAUGGCGGCCCACUUUGGGUUCAUCUGUAUCUCUGUGGGGGAGAUCCUGCGCCACCAGAUGAUUCUCCGUGCCACCACUGACCGGAAGUGGGAGCUGAUCGCCAAGAUCAUUGCUGAUGGAGAGCUCGCCCCACAGGAAACGGCGCUCGAGGAGCUGAAGCAGCAGUUUAUGAAGCAGCAAGAUGCGAAGGGCUUCGUCAUGGACGGCUUCCCCCGAGACAUCGGCCAGGCCCUCACCUUUGAGGAGCAGAUUGGUCCUCCAGACCUCGUGCUCUUCUUGGCCUGCUCGAGCCCCCGGCUCCGGCUCCGGCUGGAAAAGCGUUCCCAGGAGCAGGGCCGCCCAGAUGACAACGCCCAGGCCGUCGCGCACCGGCUGGAGACCUUCAAGCGCAAUGUCCCCUUCGUUGUGAAGUACUACCAGGAAAAGGGGGCGGUCGUGCGGUUUGACGCAGACAGAGACGAGGACAGCGUCUUUGCGGACAUCAGCGCCUGCCUCCAGCAGCGGCUGCACCUGGCGGCGGCGGAGGCACCAGAGUCUUUCCAGCCAUCUCCGUCGGACUGUCUGUUCAGCUCGAGCCAAGAAUCUCUGGAAGAGGAAAGCGGAGGGGGCCAGCUUGACGCGCCUCUCGCCCCGGCCUUCCCCAGCAUGGCAGCGGAAAAAUUGAAAAACCACAAAAUCAUCUUUGUAGUAGGUGGGCCGGGCUCGGGAAAGGGGACCCAGUGCGAGAGGAUUGUCCAGAAGUAUGGCUACACCCACCUGUCCACUGGUGACCUCCUGAGGGCAGAGGUCAGCUCUGGUUCCGAACGAGGGAAGAAGCUGUCCGCCAUCAUGGAGAAGGGCGAGUUGGUCCCGCUGGACACCGUCCUGGACAUGCUGCGGGAUGCCAUGUUGGCCAAGGCGGACUCCUCCAAGGGCUACCUGAUCGACGGCUACCCCCGGGAGGUGAAGCAGGGAGAGGAGUUCGAGAAGAAGAUCACGGCCCCAACGCUGCUGCUCUACGUGGACGCCGGGAAAGACACGAUGGUGAAGCGGCUGCUGAAGCGCGGCGAGACGAGCGGACGGGUGGACGACAACGAGGAGACCAUCAAGAAGCGCCUGGAGACCUACUACAAAGCCACGGAACCCGUCAUCGCCUUUUAUGAGAAAAGGGGGAUUGUCCGCAAGCUGAAUGCAGAAGGCACGGUGGAGGAGGUGUUCAAGCAGGUCUGCACCCACCUGGACGCCCUGAAGUAAAUGCCGACGGACCCCCCCUCCCGGCCUCGGACCCCCCCUUUCCUCCCCCCCACCUUCCCCACUCGCCGGACGUCAGCUCCUGCCGCUCCCCCCCACACACACACGCACACACAAACAUGCCGGCACCACAGCCAUCCUCUUCUCUCGUCUGCGGCAUCUCCGGGUUCAUCUCGGGGUUGAGACAACGGAAGUGACUCCAUCCUGUUUUCAUGGAGGAAACUUCGAGGACAUUGUGUUUGGCUCCCAAGGCCUCCCUCCAAAGUAAAAUUCCCUUUCAUGAGUCCGAGAUAGUUUAAUCUUUUAUUUUUUCUUCUGUGGCUGCAGCUGCAACAGGAAAAAAUUGUUCUACGUUCCUCACUCCAAAGGUUGAUUAAGGGCAGGAAAUGCCCCGUUAUACCCCAGUCCGGAGCAGAAGCCGGCGGGCUGUUCGCUUUGGUGGGGGAAGAGGCAUUCUUUUAUGCCGCUCUCCCCUACCCAGCACCUUCCAGAGAGUGUCAGAGAGAACCCACGUCAUCUUCAGCAUGGUCGAGGAUGAUGAGCUUUGUAGUCUUGCAUUGUUCAGAAGGCGCCAAGUUGGGGAAGGCUGCUGUAAUUCCCAGGAUAGGGAGCUGGUAGUCCUCCCUUCCAGAUGUUGUUGGAAUAUAUUUCCAUCAUCCUUCUUUCAUCGUGGCCCAAUCAUCCAACAACUCUAUAAAAGGCCCAAGUGCCGCAUCACCCCCACUUUAAUCCUGAUAAUUUGGCAGAACUCCUGAGCAGGGUGAAGACUGGACCGUGAUAUUCUUAAAAGCAAGAGCUAAACCCUCACCUUGGAGAUUUUCCAAGGUUUUUGCUUCUCUCGGUCUGCUCUGAAUGUUGCUUUUCCACAGAGGCAAAUUUCUCAUCCGCACCCCACCGGAGGAGGAAUCCCUGCACCUCUUCUGUGUUUUUCUGCUGCAAUACAUAUGUAUAUGACCCUCUCAUUUUUUUAGGAAGCACAGAGAAGGGGCUCUGGAUUUUUCUGACUAAAGAAAGCUUGUCUUUUCCUCUAGCCUGUGGAGAAAUACUGCUGCUUUGGUAUAACGCACCACACCAAUUCGGGCGUCACAUGCUCAGACGCUCCUCCAAUUCCCGCAUUGCAGACGGAAAGCCAGCAGGUCGGAAAAAGCCGCAGCGGAAGGUUGGAUUGCUAGCUUUCCAUGUGCGAGCUCACUUGCAUGUGUGGAAGGGGUAGCUUGGGAUGGAGGAUGGAUUUAUUUCAUAGUGGGAGCCCCCACCUGUGCCGUGGUACAGCCCUGACACCGGCACUUUGAACCCUUCCUCCAAGAAGAAUUCAGAACAGUGGCUAUAUUCCCCCCCUUCCAAAAAAAAAACCCUUGUGUAUCCUGCCUUUAAAAGACAGAACAAGCUUGCAAAUUCUCACCUGGGGAAGGUGCCUUCUUGAAGGCCAGACUACCUCUUACUUGCAAAGGGAAACAUUGCAUGACUCCCCAACCCCAUUUCUGCCGUUGCAGCAUCCUCUCAGAAUGUCUUCGCGCAGCCACAAAACACGUGCCUUUUUCUUUGGUGUAGCCCAUGGGUGGCUCCUCUCUUCUGCAAAUCUCCAUUUUUCACGCUUUCACUGAACUGCCUCUACUUGCUUUUGCACAGACGAGGGGAGAGUGGGGAGUGCGAAUCCAGGACGGCGUGUCUCACCUGGGGGGCAGGUUCCUAUUACAACGCUGUGCCUAUUUUUCUUUCGGGCCUCUCGGCGGCUCUGCGGCCCCACGGGAAAUCUUUUACACUCACCUGGUGCGUUCUAAAGUGACCAUUCUUCUCGUCGUCUCCUUCCCUCUCUGUCUUUUGUAUACGGCUUUCUAAUCUUUAUCAGCGGAAAGGGCAGGAUCGGUGCGGCCCCUCUAUUGUCCUGCCCAGAGUCUUAAAGGCCCCGAGUCUGGCCCACCGUCUGAAUGUAUUUAUCGUAUCGUUAUUAAAGCGUGUAAAAGACG